AUGGUUUAUCCCCAGCUGCCGUCCUACAUGAGCAACAACGGCCUCGACAACAGCGAUGCCUCCUCCUCCCAGAUGGGGCUUGACUCUAUCACACUCGGCCAGCUCAAGGCCAUGCAGUCCUAUUAUGACUUCAAGUAUGAUGAUGAGGACACUGUCCUUAACGAGAUUGAGGAGUUCUACUCGUAUGUGGAGAUGCCCCAGGUCGCAGAGAACCUCAAGGCAUGGGAAGGUUCCUUCCAGGGAGUGUGGAUCGAGAGUUCUCCUGCACAGCGCAGGGUCCACAUAGAGGUGCUGCUUGAGAGCUUGGAGCACCGUGAUGCGGAGAUCCGCUUUACGAACGCCCGGAGACUCCUUUACGUUCUCCAAGGCACUUUUGCCGAGACGUCAUCACCUGAGCAUCAGCUGCACUGGAUUGUGGAGAACUGCAAACUCGUGCGCGAUGCCAAUGGCAUCAGUAACAUUGUCGAGGCCAUCAAGAUUGCGAGCGCAAAACAUGACUUGUUAUGCAGCCUCUCUGAAGCAGAAGCUAAGCGGUUCAAUAUAUCCGAGCAGGAAAAGAUGGAUUUCAUGGAGGAAGUCACGACUGAGCUUUCUGUCUACCUGGGAAUGCUAUAUCACAUGGUAGAGGUUUUCAAGAGUCAUGAUGACUUUGCCGACGAGUUGAUGAGCUUAGACCCUCCCUUGCCCGUUUAUCUCUUCAACGUGGUGGCCGGGUUGCGCGACAAGAGCGCCAAGGGCUAUCCCGUGAAGAAGCUUCUCCUAGUACUGUGGAAGACGAUCCUUGCAUGCUGUGGCGGCAUCCGAGAGCUUGCACGUGUGAAGAAACUUGCCCGAGAACUCGCCGGGCUGCCCCCGGUGCAAGAGGAAGCCAUUCCGAUCAAGGCGUCGCCCCUCGAUAUCGAGGCAUUCCGGCAGGAAAUAUCUGUCAAGUAUCCGACAUUCACGCCUGCGCCUGUCAUCGCGCCUGUUUCCGUGCCCGUUGUCACAUCCAAACUUGCGCAGGCAUACUCGCCCAUACCCGUCAGGCACCAUUAUGACCAUGACGACGUCGAGUCACAGCAGUCGGGCAUGGGACCCGGGUCUCAGGGUCUUCCCUUCCAUUCAUUACAGCAGGGGAGUGGUUUCAGGUCCAUGCCGCAGCCUGCCACGCCCGCGCCGUCUCCACCUCCAUCACCGAAGCCGAAGAAGCAGCAGUUUCAAACGGAUCAGAGUCGUCCAUUUUUGUUUCCGUUUUCGCGCAGUCAGGCGGGCUACAACGGCUCGCGCUUAGUGCCGUUCGCGAUCGACGAGGCAGACAAGCUGUACACACGGCAUAUGUAUGUCAGUCUUGAACUGUGGCAGAUGUGGAAGACACGGGAAGAGUGCAUGACUGCGGAGAGCGGACUGGAACACAUGCCCGGGUCAGGUCCCAUUGUCGAACCCAAACUUGCACCCACGCUCUCACCAGAAGACGAGACCACGGAGACGUUGCCGGAUGUCACUAUUCUUGAUGCCAAGAUUUCGGAGGUGGAAGCAGCAAUGACGAAAGCUGAGUCAAGUUCCGAAAAGAGGAAGGCACAAGAGCGGAAGGAAGACCUCCUGCGGCUGAAGAGAGUAGAGCAGAUCUAUAGCGCUGUGCUGCCCGUCCUUUCAGGAUGGGUUCUCGUUCUAUUGAAGCUUUUGCUCGCAACGGUAUCGGCUGCUCCUGGUGUGCAAUCUCAAUCUGCAUCUUCUGCUGGAUUCCCUCCUGGCAUGCCAUCCCCUCUUGAGCAACCCUCUGCUCCUCCACCGACUCUGGAUGAAAUCGAUGUGACUCGGCACCGAGAGAUCACAUCGAAAGCAGUUUCUGCGAUUCUGCUACUCACCCUCAAAUGGUUCAAGGUGUCUCAUGCGAUGAAGUUUCAUCAUCUGGGACAGCAAUUGCUUGACACGAACUGCUUACUUCUGAUACUCAAGAUGUUUGGUCUGCAGGAGGUCUCGCAGACCCUCGUGUCGAAGGCAGACUCGCCUGAAAACAAUUUCUUUCGGUAUUGCCAGACGAACUUCUCCAAGAAUCCUCAGCCUGCAGGGCCAGAAGAUCACAUGCUGAAACCACCCCGCCAGACGAUUACUCGGACUACAAUCUUGCCAAAUGGCAUGGUGCAUGACGAGGAGGUCGAUCUUCUAACCGAGUUCUCGUGGCGCAACUUCUUCUCCAUUAUCAACUUUGCGAAGAUCAUGCAGAAGUUAUCGAAACAUCGAUCACAUCGAAUCAGGAUGUUAGUGCAAUACAAGAGCUCGGCGGUGCUGAAGCGCAUACUGAAAGUGCAGCAUCCCGUGCUGCAGCUGCAUGUCCUGAAACUGAUUAAGAGUCAAGUGCCAUUCUGCGGACGGAAAUGGCGUCAAUCGAACAUGCAGGUCAUCACUGCGAUCUAUCUGAAUUGCAGACCGGACCUGAGAGAUGAAUGGCUCUUGGGCAUCGAGGUGGAUGAUGUGAUGGAUGCGCAGGCGCAGGAACAGGCGCUCCGGCAUUUGGUUAAGUUUUACAACACGACGAGAUACGGUGCAGCUGCGGCACAUCAGCCGGGGACUCAUAGACGUGCUGCAAGUAUUUCACACCAUCUCGAGGGGUUGCACCCUGGGCCUGAGCUGUCCGGUCUCAUUCGCCCUGUGGGAACACCGAACACGACCGACGCUGACGUGUUCCCGCCGCUGCGAGCGCAAGCCCCCGAUCCGUCCAUCUUCUUGCCGUAUAUCACCGAAGACAUCGCCUUCGAAGAGGAAUACGAAGAGUAUUUGUCUGACCUUGGCUGGUCCGAUGACCAGCCUUCCCAGGGACCGCUAUUCGGGGGUACAUCUGCAUGGCACAGGCUUCCCGAAUUUGCCGCAGACAUCGCCGAUGGCAUCAGUGACAGUGAAAGUAUUGUUUCCAUCGGCGAGCUCGGCGACGAGGCACGCUUGGAUGUUGGACGCGAUGAUCGCGAUAUUCCUGAUGAGAACCGGAAUAACUGGGAGCAUAUGAGUCCCAAAACCAUGGCAGCGCUAGCGAAUUCCCCCCAUGGGGGACGCCGAUCGAGUUCUGGAAGUGGCCUCCGACCCGUGCUACCGUUUGAGCUGGAUGAGAGCAGUGCCAUUGUCGACGAAACUGAAGACGAUGAACAGGAAUUGGGACCGAUGCCCAGGGAAUCAUCCGGUCCAUUCCAAGCAGGUGGGGGAGUAGAUGAAGUCGAGUAUGCCUUUGGGUACGUUUGA
Messenger RNA from Laetiporus sulphureus 93-53, 3210 nucleotides. Its product is annotated as N1221-domain-containing protein. Lineage: Eukaryota; Fungi; Basidiomycota; Agaricomycetes; Polyporales; Laetiporaceae. The record is from RefSeq and is a predicted model, not a curated record. Gene Ontology annotation, cellular component: cytosol. Gene Ontology annotation, biological process: cytoskeleton organization. The transcript is spliced from 18 exons. Bases 1 to 3210 code for a protein of 1069 amino acids.